This is a messenger RNA of Frankliniella occidentalis (western flower thrips), 2745 nucleotides long. RefSeq lists its product as uncharacterized. The record is from RefSeq and is a predicted model, not a curated record. The coding region runs from base 949 to 2592 and encodes 547 amino acids. The transcript is spliced from 7 exons. NCBI's taxonomy places the organism in Eukaryota, Metazoa, Arthropoda, Insecta, Thysanoptera, Thripidae.
CCCCGCCGCCUCCGCCCCGGCGUGGCCCUGGCCGCCCUGUGCGUGAGGCGGCGCGGCUCGUGAACGCUCUGCGUGCAGCUGGCCGCGCGUCCCCUCUGAGGGAAUCACUAACAGAGGCGACCACAAUACUGGUAAUGGCCCCUUCCGUUACCCGCGGGACUCCGCGCCCCUUGUCGCGCUGGCCCAGAUGGCGCAGAAAAGGAUGUCCGCGCCGCGCGUUGCUCCGCCCCGCGGGGGCUCCCCAUCGCGGCGCCGUCUGCUGGUCGCCGUGGCGGUCGUCGCGUCGGCCUUGGCACACGGACAGGGCCAAGUCCAGCCAGUCCAGCACUCGACGGCGACGGUGGCCCGUUUGGCGGCCGACUUCUUUGCGAGCAGGGGCGUCGUGCAGGUGGUGAUGGGCGUCUGCGAGCCCGGUGAGCGAUCACGAGACGGCAUGUGGGGCUUGUCGUAGGGGCGCUGGACUUGAGCCCGGACCACUGUACGCCACACCAGUGCCCAAUAUGAGUCUAGUCUAGGGAGUAGGAGUACCAUGCGGGCUCAGAUGGGCCGGGGCUCAAGUCCAGCAUCCCGUGUGGUGGGCAAGCGGUGGCAUCGUGCCCCUUGACUGCCCCAGGUCGCACCAGCCUGACGCGGGCGCUGGCGGCCGACGGCCGGCUCCAGGUGCAGGCCGUGCAGGCGCAGACCACCGCACCGCACCUCGCCACGCCGGCGCUGCAGCGGCCGCCCGUCCUGGGCGUGCUAGUGUGGUCCUGCCGCCCGAGCCUCGGGGAGCGCCUGGACGUCGAUGCCAGCACCUUGAACGGCAGCUACUUCUGGCUCCUAGUCGACCCGCCUUCCUGGUCGGCGUUUGAGCCGGGACUCCGACUCGACAGUGAGGUCACAGUGGCGCGACCUCUGUCAGCCUCAAGGGACGCGUAGUGACAUUCGGAAAAUAGUAUUCACUGAAAUAUGAGUGGGAUAGUUUUACAUGUGAAUGUGCCGUGUUCCGCCCUUCAGGUGGGAGCUCCUGGAGCUGUUUCGGCCCUCCGGCAGCGUCGACGCGCGUCUGGAGCGUGUGGGUUUCUGGUCUACUUCGAUGCCCACCCGGGACCGCGCCCACGGCACCGUGGAGGGCGAGUGGCACUUGGGGAUCGCCUUCAGGCGCAUGCACGUGCCGGGAGUCACCGUCAGGGAGGCCAUCUACGUAAGACCUCACGUCACGUGUGGGUUCGCCUCCCCCGGAUGUAUUUCCGUUUCCGACUCUCAGCUCCGGCCUCCGGCGCACAGAUGUGGCAGCAGGUGGGCGAGGUCGUGAUGGCGCGCCUGCUGGAGAUGCCGCGCGCCGAGGCCAUGCCACUGCUCACCCCGCUCGCCAUGCACGCCCACAUCGUCUUCAUGAACAUCGUCGCUCGCUUCAACAUGACCGUGAUCAAGCGGAUAGCUAGAACGAAGCCGGGCCAGCUGAACGCAGACCCGGGCACGCCCUUCGACGGCACGAUGGGCUUGGUGGAGCGCGGGGAGGCCGACAUCUGGCCGGGGUGCAUCAUCACCGCGGAUCGGGGUCGGCCCAUGGUCUUCUCGGCCACCUCCUGGACGCUGAGGACCGUGUGCGGCUUUCUGACCAACACGGCGCUGGGAUCGGCGGACGCCGUGGUCAAACCCUUCCAGCCGUGGCUGUGGGUGGCCGUGAUCGGCCUGUCCGUGGUCGUGGCCCUGCUGGAGAAGUGCUUCCGCGCGCUGGAGCACACGGACCCGGAGCACGGGGGUGCCUCCUGGUCAGACGUGCUCAUCAGCUGCUUCGGCACGCUCACCGGGCAAGGCUUCCUCGCGUGCGGGGACUGGGUCUCGGGGCGCGCGCUGCUCGCCACCUUCGAGGCCUUCUUCCUCCUGACGCAGGCCUACUACAACGCGUCCAUCGUCACGUUCCUCCUCCGGCCGCCACCCAGCAGCAUCCGCAGCGUGCGCGACCUCGUCGAGUCCCCCUACAAGGUGGCAUGUCACGGCUGGAUCCACACGGCGCGCGUGCUGCAGAACUCGACCGACCCACUGGUGCGCGAGCUGUUCCACCGCAAGGUGGAGCCGCCGCGGGGGCUGGGCUUCCUGGGGACGGCCGACGCCAUGGCGGCGCUGCGGAGGCCCCGGGUGGGGCUCGUAGCCUCGGAUGACGUGGUGGACGAGGCCGCCGCCUCCAUGACCCGGCAGGAGACGUGCCGCCUGCAGCAACUCGACGUGGACAUGCCGCUGGUCAUCGCGCUGGGCACGGCCAGGAACGCCCCCUUCAAAGAGAUGAUGCACUCCGGGACGAUACUCCAGGUAGAGCGCGGCAUCGCGCACCGGGAGAGGAUCGUGUGGCGACAGCGACGGCCCUCGUGCGACCGGAACGCGGGCGGAGAGUUCGCCCCCCUGGAGCUGCUUCCCGUGCUGCCACCGCUCGUGCUCAUGGGCGCGAUGGUCUCGGUGGCGGCCGUCCUCUGCGCCGCCGAGCGGGUCCGGGCUGCCUCCGUCACCUCUGUUCCGAUGGCGAAGGCCGCGCGAGCCCGCCGCCCCCUGCAGCUGUUGGCCAGAGGUGGAGGGCGCCUGGACGGUAGGCAGCCCACCCACCACCUGAGCUGAGCGGAACACGAAGACGUUUAAGGGGGUCAGUUGGUCAAAGAGAGAGCUUUUAGAAUCAAUCCUUUUGAAACCCGUUACCUAAAUUAUUUUUUUUUAUCCCUAUGGUGUUAAUUAUGGUUCGCUUUUAGGUCAUUGUACUUAAAAUAACAUAUC